Molecule: messenger RNA, 474 nt
Organism: Moesziomyces antarcticus
Lineage: Eukaryota; Fungi; Basidiomycota; Ustilaginomycetes; Ustilaginales; Ustilaginaceae
Product: mitochondrial DnaJ chaperone Tim14
Exons: 2
Coding region: 1-474 (157 amino acids)
Biological process (GO): protein import into mitochondrial matrix
Cellular component (GO): PAM complex, Tim23 associated import motor
Molecular function (GO): ATPase activator activity
Source: RefSeq, a predicted model, not a curated record
AUGAUUGCAUCCACAUCGGCACGCGCUCUCUCUCGAGCUGCCGAACCCUCCACACGUACCCUUCCUCGCAAUGCCUCGCUUCACACCGGCUCUUCACGUUCGCUGUCGACACCAUUCCGACCGACCUCAUCGGUGCUGCUGCAUCACACUCAGCCACGCGCCAUUGCCACCCCCCUCAUGAUCGGUGCCGGACUCGUAACAGCCGGCCUUAUUGCAAAUCUCCUGCUCAACCCCAAGAACGGUGCAGGGCCUUCGGGGGGUAAAUGGAUCAAGGGCGGGUUUAAUACAAAGAUGGACAAGAAGGAGGCUGCGCAGAUCCUGGGACUGCGCGAGACGGCGCUUACAAAGGCCAAAGUCAAGGAUGCGCACAGGAGGAUGAUGAUCGCAAACCACCCAGACCGCGGCGGAGCUCCCUACCUCGCUUCAAAGAUCAACGAGGCAAAAGACCUUCUUGACAAACAAGUCACCCGCUAA